UUAAUAUAAAUGGUUUGAAAAAAAAACAAAUAGAGAGAGAGAGAGAGAGAGCGAGAGAGAGAGCGAGCGAUGGCUGAGGAAGAGAUUAGAGAGUCCGUUAGUAAGGCUAAGGAGGAGGAUUUAGGUCUCUCUCGAGCGAUUCCAUCUAACCAAGACGGAGAGUGUGAUGAAAAUUUUUUGGAGAUCGUUCUUGAUGUCGUCGACGUGUUGGGUCUCUUUCCUCGGCAACCUCCGUCUGCUCCAGCGAUUCCAUCGGCUCGUCGCCGUGUAGCGGGGAAGAAGAUAGAAAUACGGUCCACAAAUGAUUUGCAGCUGUUAGGGAUGAAGGAUCGCCCCGAUUUCCCUGUACCUGUAAUCCUCGAUCGUAUAUAUAAGCUGGUGGAUGAUCCUUCACCGGAUUCAAUCAUCUCAUGGAGCAAAAGCAACAAGGGUUUCGUCAUCCGUAAUCAGGAAAAGCUAAUCCGCAGAAAGAUUUAUAAGAGAUUCUUUUGCAGCUCGUUCAAAACGUUUAUCUCCAUGCUUAAGCAUUAUGGCUUUAGCAAAAUUAAGAGGUCAGAUGGGCUACGGGAAUUCGGCAAUGAGAAUUUUGUGAGAGGUCAACCUAUGCUUAUGAAGGAGAUGCAUAUCAAAACUGUGAUGAAGAGGGUUAACAAAGAUCUUAAGCCACGGUGCUAAAGCGGAAAUAGAAGAUCGCUUGCCAAAACUUUAAGACUUUGAUCAGAAUCUCAUGCUUGUUCCAGUUGCUUUCUUGUAUCAAGAAUUUAGUUGGCUUUGUUUGUAAAUUGGUUUUGAAAGUUCAUUUACAAAUCACUAGUUCAAUAACAUGAGAUUUUAAAAGGUUUUUUAAAAUUCAUGUUUGAAUAACACAAGAUUUGUGAUUUUUAUACAAA
Brassica napus (rape) is the source of this 890-nucleotide messenger RNA. RefSeq names its product heat stress transcription factor A-6b-like. Lineage: Eukaryota; Viridiplantae; Streptophyta; Magnoliopsida; Brassicales; Brassicaceae. The record is from RefSeq and is a predicted model, not a curated record. Bases 70 to 675 code for a protein of 201 amino acids. Gene Ontology annotation, molecular function: DNA-binding transcription factor activity; RNA polymerase II cis-regulatory region sequence-specific DNA binding. Gene Ontology annotation, biological process: regulation of transcription by RNA polymerase II. Gene Ontology annotation, cellular component: nucleus. The transcript has 4 exons.